Molecule: messenger RNA, 2409 nt
Organism: Plasmodium inui San Antonio 1
Lineage: Eukaryota; Apicomplexa; Aconoidasida; Haemosporida; Plasmodiidae
Product: mRNA (2'-O-methyladenosine-N6-)-methyltransferase
Exons: 1
Coding region: 1-2409 (802 amino acids)
Cellular component (GO): RNA N6-methyladenosine methyltransferase complex
Source: RefSeq, a predicted model, not a curated record
AUGUCGUUGGCCAGGGAGAAAUAUCUGAAAAGGAAAAGAGAACUGCUUGGGAACAUAAACAUAAUUGACAAUAACUUAGGAGAAAAGAAGGAACCAAAUUUGGAGAAAAGAAAAACAGAAGGAAAAAAUGAAGAGAAUCCCUAUGAAUGUAGGUAUGAUCAAACGUUAAGGAAAAAUGGAGAGCACCGCAUGGAGGAUGAAUGCAAGAAUCAGGGAAGAAGGGGCCCCGCCGAGGGCAGCAGCUCUGCCGCCUAUAACCAUAUAAGUCAUAGGAAAAGCGACCGGAGGCACCCGGAUGAUCGGGGGCACCACGUCGACCGCUCACACCUCGGCGAACCUACACGACGGGGAAAGAAAGAACCCAUGCUGGACGAAAACCGAAGCAAACCAAUUCUCAGGAGGAAUAAGGAUAAUCCCGUCUGCAGCAAAAGCAACACGCCGGAUAACGCGCAGCAGUGGAGCGUCCGCUCGGAAAAACUAGGGAGAGACUCGUCCAAUGUGAGUCAAAGUGCACAUAGCUUCCGCUCCGUGAAUGAAAACACGUCUAAGCAGGAUGUACAACCUACGAAGCAGAGGGACGAAAAGGGACCCUCCCCCGCGAGUAUCACAUCAUACGAAUUACUAACCAAUUUAAGUAACAUAGAAAUAAACGACAGCGCAACUUUGCUAAUAUACACCUGCAAGUUGUUGCUACAAAUGUGUGGGAAGGAAAAUGAAAAUAAAGUUAAGAUGAACAUGUCCCUCUCGUCGGUCGAAAUAUUGAGAGAAAUAAAAAACAGAAAUAGGAAAAAUCUAAGGUUACUCAAAAUAAACAUUCUAAAUGAGGUACUCACGUAUAUGUCUCUUAACAGCGGAGGAGGGGGGGAUCGAGUUGGUACAAAUCCAAGUGAGCCGAGUCUGGGAAAACAUAAAGAAAUAAAGAUAGAGGAGGCCUGCAUUGAUAUAGAAAACGUGGGCAUCAGCAUCAUAAUAAAAGUUAUCUACAUAAAGAAUGUGAAGAAUUUACUCACAAAGUGUUUGUUUCAACAGGGUAAGGGUGGCGCACGGGGGGGAGAUGGAAUAGGUGUAAGAAAAGGUACAAAGAGCAGUGACAGGGGAAGUAGCGAGGAUCAAAAAGGGGCGCGCGUGCUCGUAGGAGGUAUGCAAAUACCGUCUGAGUAUCGAACCACCGGGGGGACAGACGGCAGUGGGAGUAACACGUACAACUCGCUUCUGCAAGAAAAUGAAAAAAAAAAAAAAAAAAUUCUUAACCAAGAUUAUGCCAUGGAGUAUGAAGCAAAAUAUGGAGAAGGUACCCAAGGCGGAAACAAAUAUAGUCAGAGUGACGAUGCCAAACAUGUUAACAACAGUAGUGGGAGCAACAAAAUAAGCUAUCUAGAAAAUUUACUAAACGAACCAACGGCGAAGGAAAAGAAAAUAAAACAGGAGAAGACCAACAUCCUAUCCAUAAUCGAAGCACCAACGGUGAUAGAAGAAAUGCGAAUAAAAAAGUUUCAAAAAAAAGACGACUUUGUAAAAAUUAUAUGUCCAUAUUUGACGAAAAAGGCUUGCCAAAAGCACAACAAAGAAUGCAAUAAAGUUCAUUUUAAAAAAAUUAUAUCCGAGCAUACAGACGUGUCAUUAGGAGAUUGCUCCUAUCUAGACACCUGCAGGCACAUCGAAACGUGCAAGUUUGUUCAUUACGCGGUGGAUAAAGACGACCAGGUAGUAGGUAGGAAUCAAGAAUGUGUGACCGAGAAGAAGGUCGACAUCUUUAGCAUGACGGAUAAUACGUACGGACCGCAGUGGAUACGAUGCGAUUUAAGAAACUUCGAUUUGAGUAUCUUUAACCAGUACGUUAGUGUCGUGAUGGCAGAUCCUCCGUGGGACAUCCAUAUGGAUUUACCCUACGGGACGAUGACAGAUAAUGAAAUGAAACUGUUACCUGUCCAGCUAAUACAAGAUGAAGGCAUGAUCUUUUUGUGGGUCACCGGUAGGGCAAUGGAACUGGCAAGGGAAUGCCUACAAAUAUGGGGUUACAAAAGGGUGGAAGAAAUUUUAUGGGUUAAAACAAAUCAUUUGCAAAGAAUUAUAAGAACUGGUAGAACUGGCCACUGGCUGAAUCACUCCAAGGAGCAUUGCCUAGUUGGCAUCAAAGGAAACCCCAUUGUUAACAGAAAUAUCGACUGCAAUGUGAUCGUGUCGGAGGUGAGAGAAACAUCUAGGAAGCCCGACGAAAUUUACUCCCUAAUAGAGCGCAUGUGUCCGCAGAAUUUAAAAAUCGAGCUUUUCGGGCGGCCCCACAAUAUCAGGAGCAACUGGAUCACUCUGGGGAACCAGCUGAACGGCGUCGUUUUGUACCACCCCCAGAUUAAGGAGAGGUAUAACAAUAUAGCCGCGCAGUUCAACAUGCCGCUCUGCGGGGAGUAG